GAGUGCAGCACCUCCUACAGCUGCCAGAAGCAGCUCUCUCCCACCAUGAGAACUGUCCCUCUGCACCUGACCAGGACAGUAAGCCUUGGCCUUGGCUGCCUGAUCCUGCUUUCUCUCCACCUGCGCGCAGGCCAAGCCAAGGAGUUGAAGUUUGUGACACUGGUGUUUCGGCAUGGAGACCGAAGUCCCAUCAAUACCUUUCCUAACGACCCCAUUAAGGAAUCCUCAUGGCCACAAGGAUUUGGUCAACUCACCCAGCGGGGCAUGGAACAACAUUAUGAACUUGGAAGUUAUAUCAGGAGAAGAUAUGGAAGAUUCUUGAAUGAUUCCUAUAAACAUGAUCAGGUUUAUAUUCGGAGCACAGAUGUCGACCGGACUUUGAUGAGUGCUAUGACAAACCUGGCAGCCCUGUUUCCCCCAGAAGGGAUCAGCAUCUGGAAUCCCAGCCUGCCCUGGCAGCCCAUCCCAGUGCACACGGUGUCACUCUCAGAAGAUCGGUUGCUCUACCUGCCUUUCAUGGACUGCCCUCGUUUUCAAGAACUCAAAAGCGAGACUUUGCAAUCUGAGGAAUUCCAGAAGAGGCUUCAUCCAUAUAAAAGCUUCAUAGAAACCUUGCCAUCACUGUCAGGAUUCCCUGGCCAGGAUCUUUUUGGAAUUUGGAGCAAGGUUUACGACCCUUUAUAUUGUGAGGGUGUUCACAAUUUCACCUUACCCUCCUGGGCCACCAAGGAUGUCAUGACUAAGUUGAGAGAGUUGUCAGAAUUAUCUCUGCUAUCUCUUUAUGGAAUUCACAAGCAGAAAGAAAAAUCUAGACUCCAGGGGGGUGUCCUGGUCAAUGAAAUCCUCAAGAACAUGAAGACUGCAACUCAGCCACACAAGUACAGAAAAUUUGUCAUGUAUUCUGCACACGACACUACUGUAAGUGGCCUGCAGAUGGCGCUGGAUGUUUAUAAUGGACUUCUACCACCCUAUGCUUCUUGCCACAUAAUGGAAUUGUACCAUGAAGAGGGGGAGCACUUUGUGGAGAUGUACUAUCGGAAUGAGACCCAGCACGAGCCCUACCCACUCACGCUGCCAGGCUGCACCCACAGCUGCCCUCUGGAGAAGUUUGCAGGGCUAUUGGACCCGGUGAUCCCCGAGGACUGGUCCACGGAGUGUAUGGGAACAAGCAAUCACCAAGUCCUGAGGGUCAUCCUUGCCAUCACCUUUUGCCUGGUAUCUGGUAUCCUAGUGAUACUGCUGUUUACCCUCAUCCGCCACGGGCCCUGCUGGCAGAGAGACGUGUAUCGGAACAUCUGAAUGGACGGCUGACCUCCAGUGACAUCUUUCAGUGAGGCAGCACCUUCAGGAUGGCCUUCUGCCCUGUGGGCACUGUCCUGUGCACACCCUCCCUUCAGAACCUGCCUAGAGGUUGUGUGAGCUCACUGUCCCAGAGGAAGAGUGCAGGGCUGGCAGGUUAGAUAGGUCUUCUGGUCGCCGAGCUGGGGUGUGAGCUGCUCAUAGGGCUACCACAGGACUCCUCCCUGCCCUCUCACGCAGGUCCUGAGAGAAACAAGAAGCCAAAUUCCAAUCCGCCUUAUGCCUACAAGAAGAAAGGAAGAGAAAGUGGGACCAGACAGACAUAGGUUAGACCACACUAGGUAGUUCAGAAUGCUAGACUGGAAGUAGAGGGCCCACAGAAAAUGACCUUAGUUGUUCAGUAAACUUAACUCUUCUCUCUCUCUCUUUCUCUCUCUCUCUCUCCUCUCUCUGAGGAGCAAUUCAAACCCAGUGUUUGAUAACUGACAGACUCCUACCUGUACAUCUAACACACACAUAACAGAUAUCCAUAUUCAAAAUGUCUUCAGGUGAGGCGUUUGAUUCUCCAAACCUGUAAUAUCAUUCACUUUAAGCACAGCUCGGGUCAUUUUCUCCCAAUUUCCAUAUAGAGAAAUAACUGAAAAACCCAUGAGUCAAGUUCAUCGUUCAUUUUCCCCAACUCUCACUGUCUGCUUUUUAUACAGUUUGUAUUAUCUUCACUUUGAAAUUAUGAUCUCUUAGACUUAUAAGGGCUGUUCACGGCCGGUAUAAAAUGAUGAUUUUUUUUUUUUACUUAUUUAAUUUUUGGUGUAGUGCUGAAUGCAAACCCCUGGGCCUCAUGCACACUAGGAGAAUGCUCGACCAAUGAACCAUGCCCUCAGCCCUCUCCAACUUUUGUAAGUGUCAACACAGAUAGAAAAGUACACGGGGUGUGGGGUGACAAUCUACUGGCCUUUGGACUUAAAUUUUAAUUUCCUAAUCUAAAAUGGAAGAACCGAGACAAGAGGAAAGCAGAAGUCACAUCUAGAUUUCAUUUUCUGUGAACAAUUUUACUCCACCUUCACUACAUGUAAGUCAUGGUCCAAUCAAGCACCUCCAUACCUGGCACCAUCCAGGAAGUCAUUAGGGAAAUGACUAAAACUUACCUUACAUAAUUAUAUAAAGUAUAUGAUAUAUACACUCAGCUCUCCACUCAGAUCCCCACCCACCCCUCGAGCCCCACGGUGCCCUGUUAAACACCAAGCACUCACAUCUAUAGCCUGUGCUUUUAACACCACUCUCAGUGAGCCAAAGCCACCGGAAACAAAGCUUGAGGAGUUCCUCUCUCUAUCUAUCUAUCUAUCUAUCUUCUCUCCCCACCCUACCCCCC
Messenger RNA from Onychomys torridus (southern grasshopper mouse), 2668 nucleotides. RefSeq names its product acid phosphatase 3 (gene Acp3). The transcript has 11 exons. Lineage: Eukaryota; Metazoa; Chordata; Mammalia; Rodentia; Cricetidae. Gene Ontology annotation, cellular component: plasma membrane; lysosome. The record is from RefSeq and is a predicted model, not a curated record. Gene Ontology annotation, molecular function: acid phosphatase activity. Gene Ontology annotation, biological process: dephosphorylation; lysosome organization. Bases 46 to 1299 code for a protein of 417 amino acids.